Molecule: messenger RNA, 618 nt
Organism: Epithele typhae
Lineage: Eukaryota; Fungi; Basidiomycota; Agaricomycetes; Polyporales; Epitheliaceae
Exons: 1
Coding region: 1-618 (205 amino acids)
Source: RefSeq, a predicted model, not a curated record
AUGCCCAUGGCUGUCCAUGUCCACCCCCACCCCCAAAACCAACCAACCGUCCACCCCAACGGUCAUGGUCACUGCCACGGCCACGGCCAUGCUCAAGGCCACUCCAACGACCAUGCCCAAGGCCCACCCACCAUCCCACCCCAAUACCUGGCCCACAUCCACACCGAGGUCCAAGUCGGAUCCCGCUGCCCGGUCCGCGUUGUCCAACACCACACCAAAGGGAAAUGGAAGUACGCCCUUGUCGUCGUGACUGAACCCCACGACCUCCGGUGGAAUGAGGUGGGGAUCAAGCUGAGCCUAGAGUUUGAUUCCUUCCACCGAAUUCUGCGCACGAGGAAGGGCCCCAUCUUCUACGCCCGAGAUGAGGACUACCGCGGCUCGGUCGUGGCGGGCAGCCUGAACCCUGUUGAACUCGCGCACUUCUACCGGUUCGCGCUGGACACCGACUGGCCCCUGCGCAUCGACAAAAGCAAACGCGUGACGACGCUGAACUGGAUCUCCGACGUUCUCGUUUACUUCAACGAGCGGCGGUUCGAUAUCCGGCCUUGGACGGAGACGGACUUGGACCAGAUGCUGAAGCCGGUGGCCAAGACCUGGCAGAGGGGGAGCGACUGCUGA